Callorhinchus milii (elephant shark) is the source of this 6826-nucleotide messenger RNA. RefSeq names its product tight junction protein 1a (gene tjp1a). Gene Ontology annotation, biological process: positive regulation of blood-brain barrier permeability; cell-cell junction organization; cell-cell adhesion. The transcript has 28 exons. Gene Ontology annotation, cellular component: bicellular tight junction; plasma membrane. Gene Ontology annotation, molecular function: cell adhesion molecule binding. Bases 174 to 5423 code for a protein of 1749 amino acids. The record is from RefSeq and is a predicted model, not a curated record. Lineage: Eukaryota; Metazoa; Chordata; Chondrichthyes; Chimaeriformes; Callorhinchidae.
UGGAGUUGGGGGGGUUUUGGGGCGGCGGUUGGGCUCAGGGAGUCGUCGUAAUUACAGUUGUUGUUGUUGUGGCUGUUUUUGAGCUGAAAUGAGUUGGGAGCUCUGAGCUCUGGGGUUGGAGCCGAACUUCCUCCCGACUUUGCGCGGACGUGAACCAAGUUGUGAACACAGUCAUGGAGGAAACUGUUAUCUGGGAACAGCAUACGGUCACUCUUCACAGGGCUCCUGGAUUUGGGUUUGGGAUUGCAAUAUCCGGAGGAAAGGAUAACCCACAUUUUCAGAGUGGCGAAACUUCCAUUGUAAUUUCAGAUGUUUUGAAAGGAGGUCCCGCAGAAGGACUGUUGCAGGAGAAUGACCGUGUUGUCAUGGUUAAUGCGGUUUCCAUGGAUAAUGUGGAGCAUGCUUUUGCAGUCCAACAGUUGCGCAAAAGUGGAAAGAAUGCAAAGAUUACAAUAAGGAGGAAACGGAAGGUUCAGAUGCCGGUAAUGAGGCCGGAGCCUGAUCGUCGACCGAUAUCCGAGCCUGAAGAUGACAGCUAUGAGGAUGAAGAGGAGCUUUAUGAUCGUAAAAGUGGCCGGAGUGGGCCCAGUCCUUAUAGUGGGAGAAGAAGUGAAAGGAGCAUUGGCAGGAGAGCAGACAGCAGGGAGCGAAGCUUAUCGCCGAGAUCAGACCGGCGAUCGGUCACCUCAAAUCUACCACCAAAACCCAUUAAAGUUACAUUGGUAAAGUCGAGAAAGAAUGAAGAGUAUGGCCUGCGAUUGGCGAGCCACAUCUUUGUUAAGGAAAUCUCGCCAGAAGGAUUGGCAGCAAAGGAUGGCAACAUUCAUGAGGGUGAUGUAGUGUUGAAGAUCAAUGGCACCGUUACAGAAAACAUGUCCUUGGGAGAUGCAAAGAAACUAAUCGAAAGAUCAAAAGGAAAGUUAAAGAUGGUGGUGCAAAGGGAUGAGAAGGCAACUCUUCUGAACGUGCCUGAUUUAGAUGACAGCAUUCCUUCUGCAAAUGCUUCUGAGAGAGACGAUAUUUCAGAAAUCCACUCACUGGCAUCUGAUCAUUCCAACCGUUCGAAUGAGAGACCCCGGCAUCGGUCCCGCUCUCCUGACAAGCGAUCUGACUGGUCUGACCAUUCUCCUCAGCCAAUAAGCAAUGGCAGCCAAAGGCCCCAUGAAGACGACAUUACUGUCCAAGGAACCAAGCCAGGAGCUAUGUCAACACCAGUGAAAAGUACGGAAGAGGCUUUUGUGGCUAAAGUUGCAGAAGAACGAGUCGAGAAACAAGCCCCACCAUUGCCAGAGCCGAAGCCAGUGUACGCUCAACCUGGCCAACCCGAUGUGGAUCUGCCUGUUAGUCCCUCCGAUGCACCAGUUCCAAAUGCAUCACACGAUGAUGGCAUGUUGAGACCAACAAUGAAGCUUGUGAAGUUUCGAAAGGGUGAAAGUGUUGGUCUCCGGCUGGCAGGUGGCAAUGAUGUGGGAAUAUUUGUUGCUGGAGUGCUUGAAGAUAGUCCUGCAGCAAAAGAAGGUCUGGAAGAAGGAGAUCAGAUCCUAAGGGUAAACAGUGUAGACUUUGCUAAUAUCAUACGAGAAGAGGCAGUCCUGUUUCUGCUGGAUCUUCCUAAAGGAGAAGAGGUUACUAUCUUGGCACAGCAGAAAAAAGAUGUCUACCGGCGUAUUGUGGAGUCCGACGUUGGAGAUUCUUUCUACAUCAGGACCCACUUUGACUAUGAAAAAGAAUCUCCUUAUGGCUUAAGCUUCAAUAGAGGAGAAGUAUUCCGUGUAGUGGACACACUGUAUAAUGGGAAACUUGGCUCCUGGCUAGCCAUACGAAUUGGCAAAAACCAUAAGGAGGUAGAGAGAGGCAUCAUUCCGAAUCGAAACAGAGCAGAGCAGCUGUCCAGCGUGCAGUACACUCUUCCCAAAACAGCCGGUGGUGACCGUGCAGAUUUCUGGCGUUUCCGUGGGCUCCGUAGCUCGAAGAGGAAUCUCCGCAAAAGCCGAGAAGAUCUUUCAGCUCAACCGGUUCAUACCAAAUUUCCAGCUUAUGAAAGAGUUGUUCUCCGUGAAGCUGGAUUCCUCAGGCCGGUUGUCAUCUUUGGCCCAAUCGCAGAUGUUGCUCGAGAAAAGCUGGCACGAGAGGAGCCAGACCAGUAUGAAGUUGCAAGGAGUGAGCCCAGGGAUGCAGGCACGGAUCAGCGCAGUUCUGGUAUUAUUAGGCUGCACACAAUCAAGCAGGUCAUCGACAGAGAUAAGCAUGCAGUGUUGGAUAUUACUCCAAAUGCCGUGGACCGUUUGAAUUAUGCCCAGUGGUAUCCAAUCGUAGUUUUCCUAAAUCCUGAUACCAAGCAAGGGGUUAAAACCAUGAGACAAAGACUUUGUCCUGAGUCCCGAAAGAGUGCCAGAAAGCUGUUUGAGCGUGCUAUGAAAUUGCGGAAGAAUAAUCACCACCUCUUCACUUCUACUAUUAAUUUGAAUUCGAUGAAUGAAGGCUGGUAUGGAGGGCUGAAGGAGUCUGUUCAGCAGCAGCAGAACCAGUUAGUUUGGGUCUCGGAGGGCAAGGCUGAUGGCACGGCAGAGGAUGACCUUGACCUCCACGAUGAUCGCUUGUCAUACCUUUCGGCUCCAGGAAGUGAAUACUCCAUGUACAGCACAGAUAGUCGGCACACUUCAGACUAUGAUGAUACAGAUACAGAAGGUGGCGCCUACACUGAUCAAGAACUGGAUGAGACUCUCAAUGAUGACAUUGGUCCAACAGAGUCUGCCAUAACCAGGUCCUCGGAACCUGUGCUCGAAGAUUCAUCAUUGAUACAUCCAGAGCCCCUACCCCAAACUUACCCUACUUAUCCUGUACAACCCGCAAGAAUAGAUUCUCCCAUCUACAAGCCUCCAGUGAAUCAGCCGACAGCAGAUAUCCUUCCUGCCAUCCCCACUUCUCCUGAAUCCAAUCCUGUGGUUGCCGUGCCCUCUACAGUUAAUUCCAGAGUAGAUCUAACCAAUGUCAGACUGGAAGAGAUUGCCCCUCCUUCCCACAACAUUUCUGAACCCCAGCCUGAUCCCUACAGCAACCAACCCAGCCCUGAACCUCGUCGUGUAAUUCAUUCUGUUAGUCCUGAGAGGCUGAGAGACACAGAACCAGCAGCAGCUCACCAUGCAGAACCAUCAAAGAUGUACAAAAAGGAUUCAUAUAAUGAUGAGGUUGCAAGGCAGAAUUAUGACCUUAAGCAACCAGUAGGCAAUCUUGCUUCGAGACUUGAUAACGAACGCCAAAGUUAUGAGCGCCAACAGCACCGGGAUUAUGAACGGCAGCAACAUUUUGAGGAACAGCCGCUGUAUAGAUAUGAAUCUGCGGCAAAGUAUGAAGAGCAGCCACCCCAGAGGUAUGGGGCAGGAUCACAAUAUGAAGAAACCCCACCUCCCUAUAAUGACAAGUGGAUACAGUACAAUGAGAAGCCUCCUCAUACCUACCAUCAUGAGCAUCCUCCUCGCGACCAUGAGCCAAAGUAUUUAGAUGAUUACCCAGAUCACAGCUAUCAGCCACGUUACGAAGAGACAUCACAUACAGGCUAUGAGAACCGAGCACCGCGCUUUGAUAAACCACUUCAAGAUUACAAGCUCACACAGCCACAUUACAGCGAUCAGGCACUGCAUGGCUAUGACCCUCGACCACACUAUGAAUAUGAGGCACAAGCUUUUCAUCCACCGACGUCCAGGUCUCCAGAAUCCCAUUACUAUGAUUCCCAAGGGAGGACCUACGACCAAGGCCCACCUCAGGGGCACAAUUCCCUACCUAGACAUUACGAGCAGUCCUUUAGUACAGAAGCUUCCUUUCCUUUGCCACCUCCCCCUCAAGCUAAACCUGUUGAGCCUUUUCAUCCUGUUAGUAAAGUCCUGCCACCACCUCCACCUGUACACAUGCACAUGGAGCUAGAGGAGGGGGAGGAGGAGGAGGAGGAGGAGGACCCAGCAAUGAAACCGCAGUCGGUGCUUACCAGAGUCAAACUGUUUGAAAGCAAGAAAUCCACUUUGUCAAAGAACAAGGAGCCCACUGAAGGGUCGUCGAUGCGGCCUCCUGAUGUAGCACCUAAGCCUGUGUUAGUUCCAGUUACUGCCUCCAAACCAGCCAUUCAGCCAUUACUGGAACAGGAGAAGCCUCCACAUUUAUACAAGGGCCCGGAGCCUCAGAAGCCUCAGGUGAAGCUUCCACAAGAAAUGCCACGAGUGAAUCACUAUGACCCAGAUGAGGAUGAAGAAGAUUAUCGAAAGCAGCUCUCAUACUUUGGCCGCAGAAGCUAUGAUAACAAGCCGCCUGCCGCAAGCUUCCCUGAACCUGCCAAACCAGCACAGCCCAAUUACACUGGGUAUGUGCCCAGGAGUACACCUGCAGAGUUCGAUCAUGUUAAACCCACCAUUGUGGAUAAGCGUUAUGACCCUUCUCCCCAGCUGUCUGCCCCUCAGUCACGCUACGGACCGCCUUCUCAGCCCAGUUUAAACCUGCCUGUGCCUCCACUAGUCCACCCCAAGCCAAGCCCACUAGAAGUGAGCUCAGUGCCACGGGAGCUGCCUAGUGCCUCACAUCCAAAGUCAGAACCCCCUCCUCAAAGCAAACCCCAGGCUUUCCGGCCCAACACUCGUGACGAAAUUGUUCAUCCAAACUUUUACCCCCAGAAAUCAUUCCCUGUGCCUGAGCGGGCUCCUGUGAAUGGAAUGGAACAGUCUCACAAACAGCCUGCCGUCUACAACCGCUUCGCCCCCAAACCCUACACCAGCGCAGCUCGACCCUUUGAGCGAAAGUUUGAAAGCCCUAAAUUUAACCACAACCUCCUGCCAACGGAAGGCCAGCCCCCUACACCACACAGUCCCUCGCAGCCUCCAGACUUUGACAGUGGAACAGACACUUUCCCCAGGCAAACUGACCAUAGAGCCAAAUAUCUAGCCAAUAACAUCAACGCUAUACCUAAAGCUAUUCCUGUCAGUCCCAGUGCUUUGGAAGAUGACGAGGAUGACGACAGUCACACUGUGGUGGCCACAGCACGCGGAAUCUUCGACAGCAAUGGCGGCGUGUUGAGCUCUGUUGAGACUGGAGUGAGUAUCAUCAUUCCCAAGGGAGCCAUUCCUGAAGGGGUUGAACAGGAAAUCUACUUUAAGGUCUGCAGAGACAACAGUAUCCUCCCUCCGCUGGACAAGGAGAAAGGUGAAACCCUGUUGAGCCCACUGGUGAUGUGUGGACCCCACGGCCUGAAGUUCCUGAAGCCGGUGGAGCUACGUUUGCCUCACUGUGCGUCCAUGACUCCAGAUGGUUGGUCUUUUGCUCUAAAAUCCUCUGACUCCUCGUCGGGUGAUCCUAAGAGCUGGCAGAACAAAUCUCUUCCCAGUGAUUCCAAUUAUCACGUGGGAGCAAACUGCGUCUCCGUCCUGAUUGAUCACUUUUAGAGGUGUAAACGGACACCUCUUCAGGGACCGGAGCGCAUGCUAAGCAAUAACUGCUUUCAAACAAUCACAACUGAAAUUGUGGGAAAUCCUUAAAUUGGAAUUGCUCACAUUCCUCGUGUGAACGCUGUAUUCUAAAUGCUGUGAGAUGAAGUGCAGAUGAGCUUGCAAUGUUGUGGCAAAUCCGACAUGUAAAGUUUUUCCCCAAUUUCCAUGUUAACCAGCAGGGAUGCCUUACCCUUCAUGUUCUUACCUAUCAUUUAAAAUACUAAAUAGACGUUUCUAUAUUCCAUAAACAUUUUCAGCUGUUAUGUUUAUUUAGGUAAUGUCAUUGUAGAAUACACGUGAACGUUACUUCCUUGUGUGCCCUUUAGCUAUGAAAGAAUAUUUUUGGGGGGUUUGAGUGAAGUGCACAAGUGGGAACAACUUUCUAAAGAGUGUCAAUGGUUGUUUUCAGCAGUGCUUUUAAGAUCAUGACACAAACUGCCCUUUCACUGUACAUAGCACAGGUAGCACCUUGGUUUCCUGGUUUGUAAAUUAACUUUUGUAUGUCUCUUUUGUAUAAAACAAGACAAAAUACCUUUCUAAAGAUUAUCUUUAUAUUCCGUCACCCUUGAGCCUUGAACCAAGUGUAAAAUUUGAAGCAAUAAAUCCAAGUCCAAGUUUAAAAUCGUUACUUUACAGCUUUGUAUUAACUCUGCUAUUCUUAUUGAAGCUUUUUGUCAACAUAUGAAACGUUACCAACAUUUUGAAAUCCUUUGAUGGGUGGGAUCUUUGUGAUGUCUCUGGUUAACCUGACACAGAUGCUGUACUAUGUGCCCUAAAGUGUAUUUUUGUACUAAUAGACAAUUUAUUAUGGCACAGGAGUACUACAGAUUUAACGCACUGCUUUCUGUUAAUCAGUUAAUAGCUAUUCACUGUGUGGCUGACUUUCUCUGCAGUUACUUUUAAACUACACAUUUCUAAAUAUACCACUGUAUUAUUGAAUAAAAACAUUUUUAAGAUAUAGGGUUGUGAUCUUUUGAAACCAUUUCAGUUUAUUACAAAAUGUGCUAUCCUUGGCAGAGCUUUAUGUAAACUGAAAAAAAAUUGUAUUUAUCCGACGGUAGAAUCAGUACUUUUUAUCAAGCAAGUUGGCAAUUUGCUCCAUUGUAUCUGUGCCAUCGUUACCAGUUUUUUUCUAAGGCACCCUUCAUUAUUAACCUUUUCCAUCUCUUUCUUCAUAUUGAGCAUUAACACUGAGGCAGCACAGAUAUUACAAGUUACAUAGUUUACGCUGUGUGUGCAUUGUACAAGAAAUUGCAUUCAAUAUCCACAGUCUAUUGGCAACGAAGACAUUUCAUUAAAUGUAAAUCCUACAGGGUUUAAAAGGAGGGAAUAAAGCAGCAAAUUUGACUAAUGGAUCA